Molecule: messenger RNA, 4847 nt
Organism: Drosophila persimilis
Lineage: Eukaryota; Metazoa; Arthropoda; Insecta; Diptera; Drosophilidae
Product: probable nuclear hormone receptor HR38
Exons: 6
Coding region: 785-2383 (532 amino acids)
Source: RefSeq, a predicted model, not a curated record
ACAGAAAUCAUCUGCAUGUAAUUGCGAGUGGGUCGCCGUAUCUUUCGACCAUUCCCGAACCCUUUUCCAGGUGCUAAACACCAAAAAGCAACAAAAUAGAAUCUGUCUCACCAGAGCUGUCUCCUUUCUAUCUGUCUCUUUGUCCUCUCUCUUAUCUGCCCCUCUGACGACUCUCCCUAUCUAUCAGCAAUAGCGUUUUCUUUCUUUUUAAUUUGUAUGCGCACUUUUGCUGCUGUAGGACAGAGAGGAAGCAACAACAACAACAACAGCAGCAGCAGCGACACCAAAGGCGAGAGAAGCAAAAGCCGAAAAGAGAAUUAAGAAAGUUAAAGUUGAAGUACGAGAAAGAGACACCGCCAGCGGGCGGUCCAACGGUAACUUAACUUCAUUUACGUCUGAAAACGCAGUUGAAAUAAACGACUUCACGACGCUGGCGGAUUUUCUAAAAAAUUUCCAAUCCCUGUGGCUAACGAGCUGGCUCAGCUCCGGCAGCGGGAGGAGGCAGAAGAGCAGCAGCGGUGGCGAGGAUAAACGCUCCGUCAACGUUUACACGCUCCAGCAGCCGCAUAAAUUUCCGCUUCAAUUGGACGUGUACAGCGGUGGUAAUUGUAGCUUGGAUUGCCACCACCAACAGCAGCGGGAGCUGGACGGGAUCCAUCAUCCUUCACAGAAAUCAACACUUUCCGCCUCUGCCCAGAAACCGCUGCCCGGACGCCAGCUGUCGCAGAGCUGUGACGGCGCAGCAGCAGCAGCAGCAGCAGAAACCAAAUUUAUUGAAAGUUCAAUGUCCCAAACAAUGGACGACAUGGUCUAUCAGUGCAACUCCAUUUAUGUGCUUAAUGCCAGCUAUAAUGCAUAUGGGGACUUGGGCACAUAUGCGGCAACAAAGCGUGAAAUAAAUGGCAGCCAGGGCCGAGCAGCGGGAGGAGCGCCAGCGAAUCCAAUUGAGGCAACUUGCUCCACGAGUGCUGCGGGUGUGGGUGUGCAGCAUAAAUUCAAAACUUUUGGCAGUGCCACAACAGCGGCAGGGAGAACGGCCGCGAGAACGGGAACUGGUGGAGGAUGCGCUUCAAACUACGUAAAUCCUGUCGCUACAUCAAUGUCAACCACAAUGUGUUCACCGGCAGCAACGGCCCUGCAAAAACUGUUCAAUUGCAGUGUCGGCAAUGCCUGCCAAAAUGUCACCCACACUCACAGCAACAUCCACAACAACAACACUAUCCACAACAACAACACUAUCCACGAGAGCGUCCAUAACAAUGGCUGCCUGUCAGCAACUGGAGGAAGCCUGUGCGAAUUCACGCUCGAGAGCACAUCGGUAGCGGUGGCGGUGGCAAGUGCAAGUGGUGUAUGCCCCCCAGCAGGUGCUCCAGUCCACCCCACAGCCACCCAGCCGCUGCUGGCCAAGAAGAAAUGCACCAAUGUCAAAUCAACGCUUAUUGCCAAGAAGACAAAGUUUCUCAAAUUUCUCGAAGAAGAAAAAUGGCGGAGCGCUGCGGCAGCAGCCGCCCCAGUAGCGGAGGAUGACGGAGGAGAAGACAUCGGCAAUGAGGCGGAGCCCAGCUCAGCGGCCAGCACGUCGACAGCAUCAUCAUUUGUGGGCCACUCAGGCGUGCAAGGGCGGAACAACAAUGGCAGGCACUUGAAAAAUCAGAGCAACAGUCAGGAAGCUGGACCAGCCCCAACCAGAGCUGGAGGCGGAGGUGGAACUGGGACCGGGGCUGGGACUGGGGCUGGGGCCCGCCAGCAGAAUAAAUUGAACAAUUGGAGCAUGCAUAAUGAGGACAACAACAAACUGACCAACUACCCGCAGCUGGAGCAGCAGGAGCAGCAGCAGCAGGAGCAGCAGCAGCAGGGGGAGCAGCAAAAGCAGCAGCAACAUCAGAGUUCCAUGAAGGAGCAAACGCAAGCCAAAUCAAGUUACGAACUGUACCAGGAGGCAGCCGACAUUUUGGGCCUCAGUUGCAGCCUCUGUGAUAACUGCCGCUGCCUGGACUGUCAGAGCGGCUACUUUGAUUGCGAUGACGACGACGAGAGCUACUCGGAGCAGUCGCUGAUGGACGAUGAGUACGAGGACUACGACUACAGCGUGGAGGAGCUGCAGAUGCUGUUUGCCAGGGAACAUCAAUUGCGACAGGGGCCCGAGCAGACAUUGUGCUAUGCAGUGGACUGCCAGCAGAACUGCCACCUGCCCCAGGACGAAUCCCCAGGCACACCAGCAGCCCACCCAGAGCCAGAGCCCGUCGGGGUGUCCGGACACCAUCGUGUGGCCAUCGAUUUUGAUUUAAUUAACGCCACUUGCAGCCAAGUGUUGCAAAAUUGUGAAACAUUCAACGAUUUGAGUUUGCUGGAUGCCGCCGGGACCGAGCGUCCAUUUACGUAAAUUCAGGUGAGAGUGGGGCCAGCAUGCGGACGUAUUUUUGGGGGAAUUUUGUGAAUUUCGUAGAGCUAUUCCGGGUAUGAUAAGCGCAUUCUUUGACAUGUGAACACAUGCACGGGUGGGUUGUCAAAGCGUUGACAACCUUCCUUUCAUCUGGUAUUUUCAAAGAGCUUGGUCCAACUGCCACCUGCCACACAGUAACCAGAGAUCCUUCCAAGAACCCUACCGACUCCUACUAGGGGCUUAAAUCCGUUCUUUAAUAACAAUUUCUGAUUGUGAAGAGUUGAGGGGACCCCUCGAAGCGAGAGGAGAGUGAAAUAUGGUUGGCUGUUAUGCAAAAAUGAGCAAAUUGCAUUUUAUAGUCGUAUACGAGUAUCCCCAAAAAGGAAACAACAAUUGGAAAGAGCUGAAAUUUCAGCUGAGUUGGCAGAGCUCAGUGGGGCAUGGAAGCGGGCAUUUGGGGCUGUGGGAGUGGCACGUACCGGAUUUGGUUUGCGAACUGCCACCGCAACAGUGGCAAUGGUCGGUACUUGGUCAGUUUAUUGCAUUUAGUCAAGCUUAGUUGUUGUUUUCAUGGACGAUUGUUGCCAACAAAUGAAAGCCGCCAGGGGCUGACGGCGGAGAGGACGGCAAAUUUGAUUUUCCCGCAAAAACAGGCUGCAGGAAAUUUCACAUUUUCACAUAUUUGUUGAGGGCUCAAAGCAAUAUGCAAAACAUGCACUUUCUGUUAGUGUUUCAUCACUUUUUUUUCUGAGAAUGCUUGACCCUCCUCUCGCCGGCCUACAGUCCAAAGUGGAAGAGCGAGGGCAAAGGCAUAGCAAAAUAGCAAACUGGAAAAACGGCCAACGGUGAAAGCAACUUGAAUCGAAUUACAUUUAGAAAAUUAAAUUUAAAGAGCUCGCGGCAGCCAAAUCCCUGGGCAAGUGAAUAAUGACUGCUACAAGCGGAGGCAAUAAAGAGGCUGCUCGUCCGCACACUGAGCCUUCCACCGCCUAAGCCCCUCGAGGCCGACACGGCUGCUGCGUGUGAGAGGCUCCGAUAGAGCCUCUUUGUGGAUGUGUGCGGCUGUGUGUGUGAGAGUAUGCCAAGUGCAUUCGCCGUUGUUCAACCAUCCACCAGCAGCGCGAGCUCAGCGGCUGCUCAUGUUCUUGCUCUCCUUCUCCCACUGCUGGCCAGCUGCCAGGCCCACACACACUAAAUUCCGUUCGGAGAGACAAUGCACUAAAGAAGAUUCCAAAACAGCGAAAGGGCGAAAAAUAGCUGUCCUCCCCUCUCCUCUCGCAGUCUGCUUUUGACUGUAUGCUACUUAUGCAAGCCCUGGCCGCAGGGUCGCUUUAUUGAAAAAUCAUUUUACCUUAGAUUCUCGCAUGGCCAAUUGAGCACAUUACACACACACACCGAGACACACUCGAAUGCGCAUUUGGACAGAGGCAGCAGCUCCAGCAAAUGGUAUUUUACGCAACGACUGCAGGAACUGGGCGGGUUUGUGCCUGUGUGUGCUUUUUCGAUUUAACGGACGGGCAGUGGCCACAAAUUGAUUGCAAAAGUUAGUUUCGUAAAUCGCUCAAUGAAAGCCAGCCAAAUGCCGUCAUUGAGCUGUCGGGCGAGUGACAUGCAGCGAGACGGAAAACGAUCGAGUGAGAGGAUCCGUUACUCGCCUAUUCCGUUUGUAAUUUUACACUGAGAGUGAACCAGUCAGUGAGCGAACAGCGAGUAAGCCAUUUAUUACUUAUCCGUUACCUAUUUUGCUUGCCGUUUACAAAUAUAGAACAAAUUAAUGAUUGCUGCAGCAUUACAAUAAUCAAUCAAUCCAUUGAGUAUGCAAAGCUUAAGUGCUGCUGACCACUGUGCAGCUGCAAGUCCAAAUGCAAUAAUUCCCAUUAAGUUCCAAACCGCGCCACGCCCACAAGUUCCGCCUCCGCCCUCCACUGCCUAAUGAUGCUUGAUUUAAUUAAUGCCGCAUUACCUACGUGGCCAGAACGGGAGCAACCAGUCCGUGCUGUACCGCACCGCGCCGUACCCGUUUAGGCCCGAGGAUUGGGAGCACUGCCAGGGCCGGAUGGCAAUUGGAAACUGUUAACGUCUGCUGAGGGUGGGGAAAGGAGUAGCAGGGGGAGGAACCACAUUGCCAUUUGCUGAUGAUGAUAAUUUAUUGCCCCGAAGGGUUUUGCAAGGCUACCCACUCUUACUCGCUCUCUCGUUCUGCCUCGUUCUGCCUCUGUGCGACUCCUUAGAGGAAACGAUUUCCGCUUUGGGCCGCCCCGGGCGUGGGCAAAUAUUUGCAGUGGCUUUCUAUUCGUAUUUCCCCAGCCAGAGCAAACAAAUUGUUAACAAUAUUUAUUGUUUGUUCGAUGUUCGUCCGCUGGAUCGUUCUGCGGCUGUUGACAAUGAUGAAAUGGCAUCUUAUGGCCCCGUUCCGUCCCAGACUGAGCCACGCCCACUCCGUUGGCAAAAUCAGCGCAUGUUA